GGCGGCGUUUGAGCGUGAAAAACGUGAAGGAGAGAGAGAAACGUCACGUCCGGGGAAGUGUCGUCGCUUAGAGUGGAGCAGACCGGGUGUGUGUUGUGGGGCUGCAGGUCUUUUCACUUUUUACCAUGGGGGAGCCUCAGCAAGUGAGUGCUAUGCCUUCGCCACCACUGCAGUACAUCAAAGAGUUCACUGAUGAAAAUGUCCGCAAGGGGUUGGUCCCUAAACCACCACCGCCCAUCAAGGACAGCUACAUGAUGUUUGGUAACCAGUUCCAAUGCGAUGACAUUAUCAUCCGCCCCCUGGAGAGCCAGGGUAUCGAGCGGCUGCACCCUCAACAGUUCGACCACAAAAAGGAACUGAGAAGACUCAACAUGUCUAUACUAAUUAACUUCCUGGAUCUACUGGACAUCUUGAUACGAAGUCCUGGAAGUAUAAAGAGAGAGGAGAAGCUGGAGGAUCUGAAACUACUGUUUGUUCACAUGCACCACCUCAUCAACGAAUACCGACCUCACCAAGCCCGGGAGACCCUAAGGGUUAUGAUGGAGGUGCAGAAAAGGCAGCGCCUGGAGACUGCCGAGAGGUUUCAGAAACAUCUCGAAAGGGUGGUAGAGAUGAUCCAGAACUGUUUGGCCUCAUUGCCUGAUGAUCUGCCCCUGCCUGACGGCGAUGUCACUGUUAAGACUGAAUGUGUAGAGGAGCCAUGUUCUGACCAGAAGGACACCCCCACAGAGGCUGCCAGUUCAACCAAAGAGCCACCAGUAGACAAAGAUGCAGCCAUGUGUGUUAUCAUUGAUGAGAUGACAUAGGGGAUAUUUAUAAUAUUUAUGUUUCAGGCUGCCCGUGGAACCUUGGCCAGAGUUUUUGGGUCCUGACAAAUAUUUGUCACCUCCUCAGAUGCUCAGGUGACCACCAUACUUCUCUUGAGGACUCCUUAGAGAGAGGCUGGGAUGUAUGUAUUUAGGCAAUAUGGAAACAAUGUUUCGGGAAAGCAUUGUCCUGCUCAGGAAUGUAUUUCUACCUUUUUAUUAUCGAUAUGUUCAUUUGCAUUCUGUUUGCCAAGAAGUAUUUUCUGUUUGGGCACCCAGUGGGAGGUGUCCAGGUCUAUAGGUUUGUUAAUAUUGGGUUCUUAUUUGCUUCAUUAAAAUGCUUUUGCUUUUUGAAA
This is a messenger RNA of Rana temporaria (common frog), 1162 nucleotides long. RefSeq names its product mediator complex subunit 7 (gene MED7). Bases 126 to 806 code for a protein of 226 amino acids. Gene Ontology annotation, cellular component: mediator complex. Gene Ontology annotation, molecular function: transcription coregulator activity. NCBI's taxonomy places the organism in Eukaryota, Metazoa, Chordata, Amphibia, Anura, Ranidae. The record is from RefSeq and is a predicted model, not a curated record. The transcript is spliced from 2 exons. Gene Ontology annotation, biological process: regulation of transcription by RNA polymerase II.